CUCUUUGUUCAAUUCUUGAUCAAACUUGACAAAAAGGUCUCCAAGCAGCAUGAUGAGAAACUGCCGAUCAGUUCAAGAAAGGAAACUGUCCGACUAGUUCAUGAACGGUAGGUCCUCGCCAAUGUCGCGCCCUAAUCCUGCAGCUUAUGUACCACGCCCUACGCCUUUCCAAUCGACGUGUCAGAUUGCGGGUCAUAUGAUAUGACUCACUGGAGUGUCUAUAUACAUUCCGUCAUCCUUACUACCAUUGGUCUUAUUAUCUCCGAGAUUACCCCUCCUUCACAAUGACAACGUCACGCCUUUCCACACCUACACUGUUCACGCCAUCGGAGCUGCAGUCCAAUCCGAGCCUUGCCAAGCAGAUUGUGGAACUAGUGAACAAGGCUUUCACACGCUCGCAUGCCAUUGAUCCCGGAGAAUGGAUUCUCCCAUCGACCCGGUUUGCGAACAUCGAAUCCCUUCACGAAAUGCUCAGUCCUGAGAGCGUAAUGGCGGUCAUAUUUGAGAGCAGCGAUUCUGGUGACAAGAAUGAGGAAAGCGAAGUGAUAAGGAACAGAAAAAUUGUUGUAUGCGCCGCCGCCGUUUCUUGGAAAGGCGGGUGGAUGAAGGAAGGAGCAGGAGUUGAAGAGGGUUGGGAGAUCAAAACAGUUUGCGUCGAUGGGGAUGUAAAAUAUUUGCGUCAAGGGCUCGCACUGCAAUUGUUGGCAUCUCUAGAAAACCACCUGAUCGAGCAAAUGAGGCGACAGCCAUUGGACUGGACGCCUGCAGAGAAGGCAAUCAAAACGAAAGAGUCGACUGGUGUAUUGACGCUAUGGGUCAUGUCAGUUGAAAGUAUGACGGGUCCCUACUGGCGCAAAAGAGGUUAUCAAGAGAUCAGACGAAAAGUUUAUGGCAAGGGCGUUUGGGGGUGUCUAACGAGUUUUGAGAUGGUUGUUCUGCGAAAAUACGUGCCAUUUGAUCUUGUCGCGUAACUUUUGUUCUAUGUUAUUCGUAUCUUGGUGAUAAGGAAACAUUGCUACACUGAUUAAUACAUGCUCAAUCUGUUUAGUUUAUUGUACAUAUCUCCAAGAAAACUGAACCUUCUGUACCUUAG
Dothidotthia symphoricarpi CBS 119687 is the source of this 1093-nucleotide messenger RNA. RefSeq lists its product as uncharacterized. The transcript has a single exon. Bases 285 to 971 code for a protein of 228 amino acids. The record is from RefSeq and is a predicted model, not a curated record. Lineage: Eukaryota; Fungi; Ascomycota; Dothideomycetes; Pleosporales; Dothidotthiaceae.